This is a messenger RNA of Phacochoerus africanus (Common warthog), 7368 nucleotides long. RefSeq names its product cytochrome P450 26C1. Bases 1163 to 2731 code for a protein of 522 amino acids. Gene Ontology annotation, molecular function: monooxygenase activity; oxidoreductase activity, acting on paired donors, with incorporation or reduction of molecular oxygen; heme binding. The transcript has 6 exons. The record is from RefSeq and is a predicted model, not a curated record. Gene Ontology annotation, biological process: sterol metabolic process. Lineage: Eukaryota; Metazoa; Chordata; Mammalia; Artiodactyla; Suidae.
CCCGAAAGUCACUGUGUAGACCGAUGGUGUAGGAAGGGUAAGAAGGGGGAGGGGACGGUGAAUUAGUCCUUGAGACCUGAAAGGGACCUGGAGGUUCCGCUCCUCGUGGGUUUAGGGUCUCUGAAGCUUUGGGCAGCAAAGACACCACCACCAUCUUUCAAAGAAUUCUGGAAGUGUUGGAUCAGAGACCUCGGAGGUUGGAGGAUGUCGGAGAAUCUCGAUCCCGGCCAUCCUUCGUAGGCUCUUGCGAUGCCAAGGCAGGCAUCGAAGACCGCAAUUUCCCUAAAACAGAAGCAGAGCAAAGGGAAGAGCCCCCAGCCCUUUGGCUUUGGAGUGCCGGGAGGGGAAGGGGCACCUGGAAGUUGGAAGGUGGGAAACCCAGAGAGAGCUCGUGUAAGCUAGGUGCGCUCUGUACGUCCACCCGCCGAGCUCCUGCUAGGAGCCAGGAGAUUCUUGGCGCGAAACCGCUGGCCCCGCCCGGGGAUCUGCGCGGGGCGCAGCCCUCGGCUUAGUCGUAGCGCCGCAGCAGCUGCCACUCCCCACUCCUACCCUUCGGAGAGCGCGCCGCUGCCCACCGCCUCCAAUCAUUACUCUGCGUGGAGCGCUUUAAAUAUGCAGAAGCGCGUCACGUCGUGUGAAUCAGGAUCCAUCCGUAGGGAGGGAGCCAAAAUCCAUAUAAAUGUGGCCUGGGCGGGCUGAGAAGGGUUAAAAGGCUGGAGGAGAGAGAGGUGGGCGAGGGUCUACAGCCCGGGUGAGCGCAGCUCUCGUUGGCAAUACUGGUGAGUUGCUCCUCUCUUUGCCCUCCUUCCCUGCUUCUAUCUAGGGUGCUGACUGUGAGGAGGAGGUGGGAGGUACCCGGCGCGAGUGAUCCCGAGGCAGCUGGCACCCCCGCGAGGAGGUGACAUUUUGGCCCAGGAGCCGUCGGACUCCGGGAAAAGUCCUGAGCUCUUGUCUCGAUUGAAGGCGCGUUUCCUAAGGGCGCGUGGUCACUGCCGCCCUCCACUGCCGGUCUGCUUUUAGAGCGAAGUCCCUGUCCGAGGUGGUAAAUCUGUUUGGGUCCCCAAGCCCCAGGCCCUUUCCUCAGGGAACAGGUGAGCACUGGGAGCUGUCGGCGCCCCAGCUCCUGCGCUCUCAGAGGGGCCUGGGCCCUCGCAGGCUCGCCAUGUUCCCCUGGGGGCUGAGCUCCCUGUCGGUGCUCGGGGCGGCGGGCACCGCUCUCUUGUGCGCUGGACUGCUGCUCAGCCUGGCCCAACAUCUCUGGACCCUCCGUUGGACGCUGAGCCGGGACCGAUCCUCUGCCCUGCCCCUGCCUAAAGGCUCCAUGGGUUGGCCCUUCUUCGGGGAAACGCUGCACUGGUUAGUUCAGGGCUCGCGCUUCCAUAGUUCCCGGAGGGAGCGCUACGGAACCGUGUUCAAGACGCACCUGCUGGGCAGGCCCGUGAUCCGCGUGAGCGGCGCAGAGAACGUCCGCACAAUCCUGCUGGGGGAGCACCGCCUUGUGCGCAGCCAGUGGCCGCAGAGCGCGCAUAUCCUAUUGGGCUCACACACUCUGCUCGGCGCGGUCGGUGAGCCGCACAGGCAGCGGCGCAAGAUCCUGGCUCGAGUGUUUAGCCGCGCGGCCUUGGAGCGCUACGUGCCUCGUCUGCAGGGGGCGCUGCGGCGUGAGGUGCGCUCCUGGUGUGUUGCCCGAGGGCCGGUUGCUGUCUACGAGGCCGCCAAAGCGCUCACUUUUCGCAUGGCCGCGCGUAUCCUACUGGGCCUACGGCUAGACGAGGAGCAGUGCUCGGAGCUGGCCCGGACUUUCGAGCGGUUCGUGGAGAACCUCUUCUCGCUGCCCCUAGAUGUGCCCUUCAGCGGCCUGCGCAAGGGCAUCCGGGCACGGGACCAGCUGCAUCGGCACCUGGAGGAGGCCAUUGCAGAGAAACUUCAUGAAGACAAGGCUGCAGAGCCAGGUGAUGCUCUGGCCGGCAUCAUCCACAGCACCAGGGAGCUGGGCCAGGAGCUCUCAGUGCAGGAGCUGAAGGAGUCAGCUGUGGAGCUCCUCUUCGCCGCUUUCUUCACCACGGCCAGUGCCAGCACGUCCCUCGUCCUGCUACUUCUGCAGCACCCGGCAGCCAUUGUCAAGAUCCGGCAGGAGCUGGAGGCGCAGGGACUGGGGCGCGCGUGCGGCUGCGCGCCGGGGGCCUCGGGGGGCGGCGCGGGGCCCCGGCCCGACUGCGGCUGCGAGUCGGACCUCAGCUUGGCAGCGCUGGGCCGCCUGCGCUAUGUCGGCUGCGUGGUCAAGGAGGUGCUGCGCCUCCUGCCGCCCGUGUCCGGGGGCUACCGCACAGCCCUGCGCACCUUCGAGCUCGACGGCUACCAGAUCCCCAAGGGCUGGAACGUGAUGUAUAGCAUCCGAGACACGCACGAGACAGCUGCGGUGUACCGCAGCCCCCCUGAGGGCUUUGACCCCGAGCGCUUCCACACUGCGGGCGAGGACGCGCGGGGCUCCGCUGGCCGCUUCCAUUAUAUCCCGUUCGGCGGUGGUGCGCGCAGCUGUCUCGGCCAGGAGCUGGCGCAGACGGUGCUCCAGCUGCUCGCCGUGGAGCUGGUGCGCACGGCGCGCUGGGAACUGGCCACGCCUUCCUUCCCCGCCAUGCAGACCGUGCCCAUAGUGCACCCAGUGGACGGGCUGCGGCUCUUUUUCUACCCGCUUGCGCCUUCGGCAGCGCAGGAUGGACGACGCCUCUGACCCGCUGCGUCCUGGGGCCUGACUUCGCCAAAGGCAGCGGCGCGCGUAUGACGGCGCCGUCCACCUGCAGUUUCCCAGUGCCGGGUCGGGCGCUCUCUCGUUCAACAAACGGUCCCGAAUGCUGACUGUGAGAAAGACGCUUGAGUCACUGCCACCUCACUAGAGAAGCGCCCUGGCCGGUGGCAAGGUGCCUUCUUCCCUGCGCACCCAGAGGAAGGAAGGAAGGUCGUGGGCCAAGUUUCUUAAGCCCUUCCCAGAAAGCAGAGAUGGAGGGAACAGAGCUCCACUAAGAGCCAAGCCCAGGAGGAGACAUGGAUCGCUGUGCCACGAGGAGGAUUGCCAGGGGAGGACUGGACCCUCGAACGAGGGGGGACCUGCAACCCUGGAGAGGAAGCAGGGACUCCAGGAGCGCAUCCCUGGCCUGGCAGUGGGCCAUAGGAAGACACACUGAGAAGGUGCCCAACGGAAGGCCCUCAGGCAGCUGGCCUCUGCUUGGUGAGCAUUGGCCUCUGCCGGUCUCAGCGGAAACCCAGAACUGUGGGCGCUUCCAAGGCUCUAAACAGGCUCAACACCUCCGGCUUCUGCUGGAGAUAUCUUAAAAGAAAAAUUCCUAGUUCAAGAACGUGUUUAAUCUUUCCAUUUAUACAUGGGAGAAUAGGACUCCAAAGCUGGAUUCUUUUCAUGAACAGUUGAGACAUAAUCAGAGAGGUCUGGGGUAUUUGUACCCAAAACAGGAAGGCCAAGAAGUAAAGUUUCCUGGAGUGAUUGAAUGAGGAGGGUACAGCUUAGCUGGGCAGCUGCUCCCUGGUGGGAAAGUGGGAUGGAGGGUGGAGGAGACCCAAGAAAGACCCUGCAGAAAGACCUUCCCUGUGUAUACCCAGAAAAGGGCUAGAAACUGGGGCAGCCUGGGGCCAGGCUGCUGGAACUUCUCUCUUGAGCAUAGCCCGAGAGAGCUGGGCUGCAAAUUAUCUCCAAGACGGUUGGCUGCAGGAACGUUCUGGUUUACUGCCUCAGCUUCCUCUACUGCAGAGCAGAAACAGGCGAAAGACUGGCUGAAGUGCCAGCAAUGGGCUCCUGGAUUGCUCAGCCAGGGCUCUCCUCCAUCCUAUCCCUUACCCCCUGCUCCAGCCCCAGGGUCUGUGGCUACCACGCAGGUCUCGGCCCUGUUAACCUUUCAAAGUGAUCCCUAGGUUGGCUUAAGGACUUUCUGGAUCUUUCCAACACAGAGGUUCCCAGCAGCAUUUAAAUCUAAGCCAAGAAGCCUCCAGUGUUGUUAUUCCUAACAGUCCACUGUAACUUGCCACCCACCUUCAGACAGGCCGGGGCAGCUGAACAUGAUGGGGAAGUUGCCGCCAAGGCCUGAGUUGACCCCUUAGUGAACCAGAAGGAAGCUGGUGCCCUCCUGACCUUAUGCUUAAGGUGGAUCCUGGGGCCAGAAGGAAAAGGGGAAGCAGCAAGAGCAGGCGGUAGCUCAAGAGCGCAGCGGGCCCUUCCGAGCUCGGCUGACACUGCUGUAACCCCCAUCCAGGGCAAUUCAUCACCCACUGUUGACCACCAGCCCCGGUGCCAGGCCUUGGGAUCUUCAGGCGCCAGAGCCAUGGAGCCAGCAAAAGUGGCUGAUCUGGGGCCUGCCCUCAGGGCGCUCCUGAGGCUGCAGAGACAACAUCUCCGCCUGAGAAAGCGGUGGUGGAAGGACCAGGCCUUGGGGUUGAUUCUAAUUGGGGGAGAGAUAGAUGGGGAGGAGACUCUCAGAAAUCCAAACUUAGCUGGUUCCAAGAGAUCUGGUUUACCUGCUGCGAAGUCUUUAUGAACCAUAAACCCCUGGAGGGGCAGCUUCCAUUUUACGCUUAUUUCUCAUUGAUACAUCAUUCUCAGCAAUUUCAAGGAAAAUCUGAUCUCUAUCUUUAGCAGCUUUUGAUUCCCUGCGGAAGGAGCAAACGUGGUUCUUGCCCUCCCGGACAAGAGGAGGAACUCACAAAAGAGGUAGACUGUAAAUAAACCAGCAAACUAGAGCAGGAAUAGGUCUGAUGGUGAUGGUACUGUCCAGAAAAUAAAACAGGCCUGUAGUGCAGAGUGCCUGGUGGCCCAGCUGGGCAGGCUAGGGUCUGGGAAAACUUCCCUGAGGUGAUGUUCGACCUAAAGAACCAGCUCUGAGGAGGCCAGCGAGAGAGGCACCUCAAGCAGAGGGAACAGUGGGUAUAGAACCCUGAGGCGGGCUAUAGGGUGCUCAAGACCAGGGAAGAAGGAGUUGAAAGGAGAAAAGUGGAGGAGGGGUGCCAACCUCCUCCAGUCAGGUCCUCAUCCCCUCCCCCAGCAAAAAAAACUACUCCCCAUCCCCCAGCCAGUGGCCACAGGCUGUUCUGUAAACAUCUUGGAAACAUUUUGUUUGCCAGUGGACCAGUCCCGCUCCCCACCCACCACACCACCCUCUCAAGAAAGCUUGGCAAGAUUUCUAAAUCAAAGUUCUUAUCAUCCCGCUAGUAAUUUAUUGUUCCCUUCCACUCUUCAAGAUGGUCUUUAAUGAUCCUCACUAUCCCAUUUGAUCCUUUCCUGCCGGUCGUCCUCACGGGUCUCGAUGGGCAGAUAGAUUGAAACAUUUCCCCGCCUGUGGCAAUUUCCAGCGCCCAGGCCCCGCUCAUCUUGUGACCCGGCGCGCGCUGAACUUGGCGAGAGGGCCCUGCAGAGUUCACUCGGAUGUCACGGUCCGGCCUGCAGGGGUCACAGGCGGGUCAGGCCGGAGGAUUGGGACUGGGCCCCAGGUCACGCCCCCGCUCACCAGCUUUGCUCACGGGCCGAGGCAGUGUCCUGAAAGGGGUGGGCCGGGAGUUCUGAGAAUUACCUCCAGUGCGUCUCGGCCCCGGUGCCUGCCUGUACACCGCCCGAAGUCGUCUUUCACUGUUUACAUUCGUCAAAUCAUCUGAAACACCAAGGGGGGUUGUGGGGAAACGCCGGUUCUGCGAAAUAUGCCCUGGGGCGACCUGGGCUUGGAGCGUUGCGGGGACUGUGCGGUCCCUGCUACUCCGCAGACAAUUCCCAACCCGCGGGGUUUAGGGAGCGCCGAGUAUUUCACAGCUCUCAGGAUCAAAGCGUUUUCCAUCAACAAGGGACGUGUCCAAGGCGUGUGGCGUGCUCCCGUAAGAGCCGAUAUUCAGUUUUGAACAAACAUACAUUAUUGUUUCGUUUUCGGUGCCGCUAGUCCGUUCCGUGCUGAACCGAGUGAACUUGUGCCUCUGACUGGUCCGAGGCGGCUCGGACCCAGUCGCACUGGCUUGGCCAGGUGGGAAGAGGGGAGCGCUCACGCGCUUCCCAAAGUGUCCGAGCUCCAGGCAUUGGCUUCGGGAGCAGCCGAUUGUAUAGUUGGGCAAAUGCCAGAAGACCCCCUUCUGAGUACAGAUUCCCUCAACACUCCCAUCAGCAGCCAGCAGAAGCCUGGGUUUACGACCCAGCACCCCCUUUUACCUGAGUGGCUUUCUGCUGGGUGGGAGCUGGGAGAGCGGAGGAUGGCUCCUGUGCCCAGAGUCCAGGUCACCCUGGUAACGUAGCUGAGCGUGCCUGGAGCUGGGAAGAGUAUUUGCAACCAGAAGCCCCUUUUGGAAACUUACAGCUACUUCGAGGAGUGGAUAGGUCAGGAAAGAUCACCUCUAUACCAAGGAGGAGGAAACAGGCUCGAGGAUGUGCGGGACUUGUCCAAGGUCAUUCAAGGAGAGAUGGAGCCGGGAUUCAGAGCCCAAAUUCCGUGCUUUCCAUAUUCUGUCUCUCCCUUCUUAUCCUACUAGGAUUAAAGACCCUCUUCCCCUCUGCCGAGCUGGGGCUGCAAAGCCCCAGAACCUUGGGAAACGACCAGUUGUGGCUAGAUCGCAGAGCGCCUAUUGCCGCGGACCCGCGGGCGGAUUGCUCCUGUGGUCCCCGGUGGGGGAGUCAGAGUUAGGGCGCAGACUUGUGCACGCUUCACCUGGAGUCCCGAGGAUCUGGAGGCUCUCUCAUAUCCUUAAGUAGGACCUUCCAAGACUUCAGGAGUGCGGACCUCCUUGAAGGGAUUGGGGAACUGGGACUCUUUGGUCGUCCGAUCAUGACUCCCCACGACUCUCGCCUGAGUCCUGGCCCUAGGCUCUUUUGCGAGAUCUUUAGAAGGGUGGGGAAGCCUGCAUUUUGCUCUGCGUUCUGGACCUCACCUGUGGGACAAGGCAGCUGGAUGAUCACUGAACUCACUUCCUUUUGCUUCCCUAGCAGGUGGAAGGGGUCCCACACGGAGCCCAUAAAUUGGAAAGCCGGUGCAGGCAGCGCUGGGCUGGGACCGCCUGUCGGACCCCGCGGGAGGGAUUCCAAAGAGAUCGCCCGGAACCCCAGGGCUUGGAGUUCCCGCUCCCUGGAGCUCGGGUCCGGCCCUGCCGCGGUCUUGGAGCCCUGCACACCUUGUAAGGAGGAAAUAGGCUGCUCCUAGCCCUGCACCCCAGGAGGCGCGCUCCGAGGAAAGCCUCCACCGCGCCGCCUCUGCCUCGGCGCGGAACAAACGGUUAAAGAUUUUGGGCAGCGCCUCACGGGGGGAGGAGCCAGGGGCCCAAUCCGCAAUUAAAGAUGAACUUUGGGUGAACUAAUUUGUCUAAGGUAACGUGGGCAGCAACCUGGGCCGCCUAUAA